Molecule: messenger RNA, 1128 nt
Organism: Blumeria graminis f. sp. triticale
Lineage: Eukaryota; Fungi; Ascomycota; Leotiomycetes; Helotiales; Erysiphaceae
Source: the annotation of a GenBank genome assembly
AUGGAUGAUCCACUACUAACAGCUCUAUGUACGAUAUGCCAUAUCGACGACCCCAUCUACACCUGUCCCCGCUGUCUCGCGGCAACCUGCUCACUCACCUGCUCAAAACGCCACAAAAUAUGGUCAUCUUGCAAUGGCGUUCGCGACCCUACCGUCUACCGGCCCAUGUCCCAGCUCGCCACUCCAUCCGGCAUUGAUCACGAUUACAACUUCUUGCAUGCCAUCGAGCAUGGAAUAUCUCGUUCGGAAAAGGUUCUUAUCGAAGAUCUAAGCCUGGUGACGCGAGAGGAGCUGGAUCGGGCGCGUCUAGGUGAGCGGUCGGGAAAUAAGCGGCCGCGACCUAAGCACGAAGUGCCAGGCGAAGCCUGUAUACGCCAAGUGAUGGAAGAGAAGAAUAUCACACUACACAAGGCACCCAAGGGUAUGAGACGGAACAAGGAGAAUACGACGAGUUGGAACCGGAAGCGUAAGACGGUUGACUGGCAGGUCGAGUGGCUAAGAGUGGGACAAGCGGGGCGAGCGCUCUACAAAGUGGCUGGCAACAGACCGAUUGCCGAGCAGUAUGAACAGCUAUGUGAGGAAGAACGGCGUCUGAACAUGACGGAAGAAGAGCGGAGAGAGUUGAAGAAGAGGAGAGCAGACGAUGUCAAGGAGCGGGCAAAUAAGCGGCGCAAACUUGAUGAAUCCCUAGCGACCUGGAAUUCCCUACCUGCCGCUUUACAAGAUGCCACGAGCCAUACCUGGUCUCUAUCUCCGAUAACCCAAAAUCUCACACCGGCUGGAGAUGCCGAGGCGCCCUUGCUUGAUCCGCCUUCGCGAGCAUAUGAUCUUUACCUUCAUCGACCCCUUACACCCGCCUCUUAUCCUACCGUGCUCGUGCCCAUGGAUCCAGCUGCUAACCUUACCGAUAUCCUUGUGCGGCGCCAUCUCCUUGAGUUCCCCACUGUCUACGUACUACCCCAUUCUUUUACGAAUCUACCAGCCGAGUUUAUGCUCGAAGCCGACUAUCUCACGGCUACGCGACCACCUCUGCCCGUCCGUCAUGAUCGUAGCUGUAGUAGAAGCAGCAGUAGUAGUGAUAGUAGUAGCAGCAGCGACAGUAGCGAUGACUUGGCAGGGAACCCAUGA